AUGGCAAAAGAGGAGCACGCGACCUGUGUGCUUGGUGGAAUGGCCCCAGUGUCAUUUCCUAUGACUCAGGGCAAUGACGAGAACCUGGCAGCGGUUCAAGCCGCCAUUGAACGAACCACAAGGAAGCUCGAGCUCGAGAAGCGGAGGCUCCACGAUCUUGCUGGCGCCUCAGAGAAAGCUCAGGCCGAAUACAACGAAAAAAGGGCCCGCUAUCGCUUUAACAAGGCAGAUGCUCGGAAGGAGUUUGAAAAGGCAGAGCAACGCCUACUACUGUUAGAAAACCGAGUUGCCCAGGAAACGUCUAAGCAUAACAUAGCCAUAGCAGAGAUUGCGGAUCUUCGUACAGCUAUUGACAAACAUAGGAAAGAUCGGUUGUCACUCGACCAAGUCCAUCGGCAUCUUUCGAAAGAAAUUAAAGAAAAGGAAGGACAGCUCAAUGCGCUGAAGCAAGAAACGGCGAAGCAGCAAAAAGAAGAAAAGCGGGCACUUUCUCACAAACAGCAACUAUGCAAGCUGAGGGAAAAAGAGAGAGAAGAAUUCAGAGAAGCCACUAAGCAGAAAGAGAAGCUGAUUAAAGAUCACGAUAGAAUGCUGAAGGAGCUUGAGGCGAAAUCGGACAGAGACAAUCAGCAUAUUCGAGCUCAAAUCAAGUGCAAUGCAUUCACAGUGUCGGAGGAAGAACGGUUGACUGAUCCCGAAAUUUUAAUGAAGAACAUACUGAAAACCACUUUGCUGAACACUAUGCAGAGGUUUGCCAUCCGUCAGCACAGGAAGCAAGUGGAUGUGUUCGAGAGGGCAAUGGAUAUUAUCAAGGAAUCCACAGGAAUAUCGGACGCCGACGAAAUUGUUCGUAUCUUUACGCUGUUAGAAGAAAAAAAUUAUAGUGUUAUAACGUAUGUGAACACAAUUAACCAAGAAAUUAAAGAGAUGGAGCACCGCAAAAACGCUAUCCUCGAUCGCAUCCAAAUGCACAUCGAACACGGAAGCAAAGCCGAAAAAAUCAUUCAAGAUUUGCUCAAGGAUGUGACAGAUCAAGUAGAAAGCAUUACAAAACAAGCUGAGCUGAAGGAAGAAAGGAUAGCUGCUCAGACACAGGGCCUAGAUAAAGGCAAAGAACACUUGGUAGAAUGCGUUCGGUGCAUUGAAAACCACUGGGGUGAGAUUUCCCCAAGAACUUCUAUGGCAGACGACGUGGCCAGCCCUUCCAUUGUAGAUAUGCUGCAGUACAUCGAACAGUUUGUCGCAUCAAAGCUCGCUGAAGUGCGCCAAAGUAACGUUUCCACGCGAGGUGACUGCCUGCGAAAAGGAUCCGAACGCGCAAGCUCAACAGUGUCUUUGCCGCCACAAAGUAAGGACAAUCAGGGACCUGCAUGCUUUUCAAGACAGGGAUCUUCAUCAGAGCCAACAGCAAGCCCACGGACCCAUACAAGUGGAAUUCUGCGCCCCAAGGAGCCCUCUACAGCUCGAUGUGACAGUGACUCCGAUAAUGUGGACAACUGCGACUGGCCCUUGACAGACAAUGAGUUACGCACUCGGACAGCGCAAUCGUUUUUAAAAAGAAGAAAACGAGAACAAAGGGACAGCGAAAAUAGAUCGCUACCUGGGCAAGGCGCAAAUGCUUGCGCGACAGAAGCUCAUGCUGCCACCAGCACCGCACGGCCGGUCUCAGGAACAGCACGAUCAGAAGUUAGCCUUAAUUUAGACACGGUGUAUGAGGCCUCACCAGAAAUGCAACUCUACCUGGGCCAGACUGAAAGGCAAUUAAGCCCCAAGACGGGACUCAUAACGAGUGUUCUCGCCAGAAACAACGGGCCUGUAAAGCUUGGUCGAGGUCGAGCAGCAACAAUUGCCUGUCCCGGAAGAUCCCCACAGUCCAGCCAACGCCAGAAGGAAGUCAGAAUCACAGCUCGGAUGAGAUUGUCGAGCUCGUCGAAUAUGGGUCGGCAAGUGAUAGCUCCACAAACACAGUCUGGCCCGCCUUCCCCAUCUAACGCAUCCACACCCGCCGCAGGUCCCCCUGAAACAGCAAGCCAAGAAACUGCCACGCGAGCGCAGGUACAGCGGGGACCUGGAGAGGAAGCAGUCCAAAGUGAUAGCAAUACUGAAACUUCGACAAAUGAGUUUCAGGCUGUUGCCGUGGAAUUGUAUAAUGAAAAAGAAACAUCGGGAGAGGCGUUCCCUCUCUGUGCAGAGGCUGCUGCGCACCUUGACACAGGAAGUCUGCGACAGGUAGAAGAAGCUCUAGAAGCGGCGCUGGAAAAUGGCGUGGACAACGACUCUCCAAUUGAUGCUGAAGAAAGCCACAAAUCGGAGAGACAGGAGGCGGAUAUAGUUGGCCUGCCUGGUGAAGCAGCAUUUCUUAAUGGGGAGGGAAGUGAGAUGUUGCAGGCGCAGAGAGGCAGUGACGGCUCGACGGAGAGUCCAGACAAAAUAAAGAACAUCACAGUCGAUUCCUCAAAGUUGCCGUUGACCAAUUCAAGUGAAGCACAUGGCAAAGAUGUCACUGAACAUUCUCCAGUUGACCGACAGCAACCAGUACAGCAAGCGAGCAUUCCAACUGCGGCGGGGGACCCUGCGUUGCCGUUACCGCUGGCAGUAGAGGGCGGCAACGGAGAAGGAGGCACUGCUAUCCCAUUUCCAUGUGACGAAUCGCAAGCUGCAGGUACAGAAAACAAAGAAGUACGCACGGGAAUGCUUGCAGGUCUCAGCGCUGACAACCCUGCAAGUUUAUCAGUUAAGGAAAUCGCUGACACAGGAGGAGUAGAGGCUAAAGCUUCAGGCGAACCUGACGCUGAAGGCAUUUGUUCACGAGCUUUCAAGACUUGCGUGGGUGACCGGCCCGAUGCUGGUGAAAGCACUAGUAGCACAGCGAAGGAGCCGGAUGUCGACAGGCUAAGCCAUAGGGGUGAACUUGAGCUCGCCGCUUCUUGCAAAGACCCUAAUCUUAUACGCGAACCUUCAAACUCAGGCUCGAUCAUUACCCCGGAAGAUUCCUUAAAAGCGGAGCCAGAGGCAACCUCUGACGGUUCGGUGCCCUUGCAAGUGCCGCCAUCCACUUCGGAUUGCCGCAGUAGACCGGGAGAAGCUUCCGACACAGCAGCUGUAGAAGGAAUUGCCAGAACUGCUGCCAUUGCAGCUGCUACAGCUAUUGCUCUUGAGGCAGAGAGUCGUGCGCAAAUGGCCAGGAAUCAAAAUUUAAAAUCUAAAGAUAUGCCUGAAAUGGCGUCUCUCUCAUCCGAUGAGCGGGAUGUCGACUCCAGAGUUAAUUUUGAAGCUGAAAGUUCUAAGGGGUCCUUUGGGACGCAAGACAGCAUGCAGAAGCAAUCCUCUGGAGGAAGCCACUCUGGCCAACGGAAUCGCUGCCAUUUCCGAGUUAGCUUUUGUGAUGGGUGGCUGCCGGGGGAAGUGGAGGAUGCGCCGCCCCAAACCAGCGAGGCCUUUAGAAGGGCGUCCAUUGCAGAACGGCAAGGCACUGCAUCGAAGGCCUGGCAGCGGCUGAGAGAAGCCGACAUAGAAUGGAAUGAAAACGGAAACAGCUCUGACCCUGUAGCAUCCCCAGAGCUUCCGCCGGGCUCUGGCGCACUUGAUAUAGCUGCGCCUGGUCUCCAAGGUCAGGCAUUCGCAAGAUCGGCAACAGUCACAGUAAGCUGUGCUGUCAGGUCUACAGACCCUAGCGUAAAGAACAACAAUGAGAAAGCUCCUGCAGGCGAAAAUGCUGAGCAGCUUUUGGAUGCCGGAAAUGACACUGGGAUUCGAAAGGGACCAACCAGCAGAGAUAGCGAGAAGGAAGAAAAGACGAAGCAAAUAACGGAAAGCAAAGAGAACGGGGCUACCCUUCAUGCUACAGGGAUCUCUCCAGAUGAACUGGGAACAGCGGAGUCUACCAAUAUGCAGAAGUCAUCCCGUAGCAGCACUCUGCAAUUCCAAAACGCUGCACGGAACGACUUAGUGUCUCCUGUCUUUGACCUUGACGAAGCCGAAUGGCAAUCAGAUUGCAAUAGGGUCGGAUCAUCUGAAGUUGAAGCCACUGCAUCAGCAGGCGCCGCUGCUGACGCAGCUGCGGACUUCGGACCUGCAAACUCUGUUGGCGCUACUGCUGGGGAAGCAAUGGCUCGCUGUUCUGCUGAGGCACCAUCAGCCUAUACGGUUACUCAAGAGCCCGCUGAGGUCGUCGUUACGCUAGCAACUGCUGCAGGGGCUACAGACACUUUUGCAUCCGGGGAAAUUGCAGCAGAUAUCGCAACAGCAGAAGCCCUUGCAAAAGACGCUGAUGCGGCAGAAUCUAUUUUCACUGGAACUGCUGGCGCAAACGCACCAGCUGCACGGGCAGCUGAAAAAAAAGAAGCUACAUCAUCCGAAGAAAAGGCUAAACGAGAAAGUACGAAUAACCUCUCCUUGCCGACGACAACAACACAUGUUGCGUCCAUGCAAGAGCAAAGACAAGCCGAAGUCCAUGCAGUAGCAUUAGCAGAAUCCGCAGCAGCAGCAACUGGAGUUAUUGCCGACUCCAGCGCCACAGACGCCGUCCCAGAUGCACCAGCUGCAGAUGCAACAGCUGCAGGAACAGUUGCGGAGGAAGCAGCUGUUCAAGCACAAGGAGCAGCAGCAGAGGCAGUGGACGCCUUUGCAGGGCACGCCGUCGACGCAGCAGAUGCAGGCGCUGUGGUGACGCCUGCUGCAGACGUCUACGGGUCCCUGCCAGAGGAAACACCUGCAGCAGAGGAUGGAGUGGCGUUAGAGGAAGCAGCUGCAGCAGCAACUGUUGCUGGUUUCAACUCAAGUUUGUCGAAGUCAAUUGGAGCGAUUGGAGGCAGUGUUGAAGCAGAAAUUUCUUUGGACAAGUCAGCCGGAGAGGAGUAUGGAGCAGAACGUCGGAGGGUUCUGGCUGCAGGUGUAAGCUCGCUUCCGAUAGAUGACCUGUGCGCUGAUGAAAUGGCGGGAGAUCAUGAGGAGCCAGGGGAGACAGAAAGAGAUGCAGCGGUAUCCAGCAUAUCUUUUGAAGGCGCGCCAGCCGAAAUAUCAGAUGUCCAAGUACCAGAAGCGGGUGCAGCAGACAUAGAAGCGCUUCAAGCAGGCGCAGCCGUCGGGGGUCAAACAUUACCAGACUCACAUACAGCAGCAAUAAAGGCAGCCCUGGAUACACAACAGGCAGCUUCAACACCGCUGGGAGCACCACAUCUAGCCUUACGAGCACCAAAUGGAGGCCGUGACAACCCAGGAGAAAAAGAGGCAGAUGGAAACGCACCAGAGACAGCACUAGGAGCAGCAGGCCUAGGACGAGCUGCAGCAGAGAUGAGCGCUGCGGACGCAGGGGCGAACAGCGCGACAAGAGCAGACGCAGGCGGAGUCGCAGGCGCAGCUGAAGAGGCUGGCUCAACGGAAACAGGCGCAGAAGCACAAGAAGCAAAAACGGAAAAAGCCGACGCAGCACAAGAAACACAGGCAAAUGUCCGUACACUCCAGAGGGAUGGGGCGAGUAAUGAAGAGGAUGAGAAGCCAUGGCUGCAGCCACUAGAAAAAGAGGAACAAAACACAGCCGGCAGAACAGGCGAGCCCCCAAAAAGACUGCGUCAGAAGCCCCAGCUAACAAAAUGCUCUUGA
Eimeria tenella is the source of this 5601-nucleotide messenger RNA. RefSeq lists its product as uncharacterized. Bases 1 to 5601 code for a protein of 1866 amino acids. The record is from RefSeq and is a predicted model, not a curated record. Lineage: Eukaryota; Apicomplexa; Conoidasida; Eucoccidiorida; Eimeriidae. The transcript has 8 exons.